UACACGCCAUCAACCUGACAAGAAAUCCUUCUAUUGAGAAAUUAAAAAAGAAAACGGAGCCAAUUUCUUCAUCCUUGAGUUUUCCCUUUUUUCUCUCAAUUUUCCAGCUGUAAAAAGGUAUCCAUUAAUAAUACAAAUUUCUGAUUUUAUCAUUCUCAAUAUCUCAGUUAUUAUCCCCUUCUUGAAUUUGAGGGCAACAUCAAUAAAACUCCCCCCUAAAUAUCCAGAUCUAGGCCUUUAUCUUUACAUCUCAUCAAGUUUUGGUACUCUAUUGCCGAAUCCAGAGUAAAUUUGGAGAUUAGGGUUUUGGAUCUGUUCAUGUGAUGCCAAAUUCAUCUUGAUCCGGUAAAAUUUGGAGGAAUUUGGGAAUUUCAGAUAGAUAUACAUAAGUUUGGUUAAAUUUAGGUUAAAAUGCCUGUUAAAAGUGCGCAGUCGUCAUAUAGGGAUCGGACACAAGAGUUUUUGACAGUAAUAGAGAGAUUAAAGAAGAGUUAUUCGCCAGGAGGACAAAAUAAUGUUCCAAGUAGUAGUAAUUCAAGACCUGAAGGUCCUCGAUCUGGAAUUUCUAUGCAAUCUGAGUUUAAUAAAAGAGCUUCUAAAAUUGGUUAUGGAAUUCAUCAGACUUCACAAAAGCUUGCAAAACUCGCUAAAUUGGCAAAGAGAACAUCAGUUUUUGAUGAUCCAACUGUGGAGAUCCAAGAGUUAACCGCAGUUAUAAAACAGGACAUCACUGCGCUGAACUCAGCAGUGGUAGACCUGCAGCUUGUAUGUAACACCCAGAACGAUAGUGGGAACAUCUCCAAGGAUACCACCAGUCACUCAACCACAGUUGUAGAUAAUCUGAAGAAUCGCUUGAUGAGUGCCACUAAAGAAUUUAAAGAAGUCCUUACUAUGCGGACAGAGAACUUGAAAGUUCAUGAAAGCAGAAGGCAGUUAUUUUCUUCCACUGCUUCAAAGGAAUCUAGCAAUCCUUUCGUACGACAGCGUCCAUUAGCUGGGAGGGGAGCUGCUAGUUCCUCCGCUGCACCUCCUGCUCCAUGGGCCAAUGCACAAACUUCAUCAUCCCAGUUAUUUCCUAGGAAGCAUAAUGAUGGAGAACCGUCGAAAGAAAAUCAGCCAUUGCUGCAGCAGCGUCAACAACAACAGCAACAAAUGGUUCCAUUACAAGACAGCUACAUGAAUAGCAGAGCUGAAGCGCUUCAAAAUGUUGAAUCUACCAUCCACGAGUUGGGUAACAUCUUUCAACAACUGGCGACAAUGGUGUCUCAGCAAGGGGAGUUGGCCAUCAGGAUCGAUGAGAACAUGGAUGACACACUUGCAAAUGUGGAAGGAGCGCAGGGAGCACUACUGAAGUAUCUUAAUGGGAUCUCUUCCAACAGAUGGCUGAUGAUCAAGAUAUUCUUUGUAUUGAUUGUAUUCCUUAUGAUCUUCUUAUUUUUUGUUGCAUAGUAAUGUUAGAAAAUUUACAGGAACUCAAAGUAAACCAAAAUAUGACCGCAAGUAAUGCUUUUUCAAUACAUUUACCUUCCCAUGAGUCUGUUUUGUUUUCUGUCGUUAAUUCUCGGACUUUCUUGUAGGCGUCUCAGUUGAAGUUUAAGCAUCUUCACGAGAAUAUGAAUAUUUUGUAAUAGUAUAUAUGUGUAGUGUGUAAAAUCCUUUACACUUUAUAAACGGGAAGCCUAUUUCACUCAUUUAA
This is a messenger RNA of Papaver somniferum (opium poppy), 1696 nucleotides long. RefSeq names its product syntaxin-32-like. Lineage: Eukaryota; Viridiplantae; Streptophyta; Magnoliopsida; Ranunculales; Papaveraceae. The record is from RefSeq and is a predicted model, not a curated record. Bases 412 to 1449 code for a protein of 345 amino acids. Gene Ontology annotation, cellular component: Golgi membrane; SNARE complex; endomembrane system. Gene Ontology annotation, molecular function: SNAP receptor activity; SNARE binding. The transcript is spliced from 5 exons. Gene Ontology annotation, biological process: intracellular protein transport; vesicle fusion; endoplasmic reticulum to Golgi vesicle-mediated transport.